GCGCGUGACAUUAACUGAAAGUUUUGGAGGGACAUUGCUCAAUAACAUUUGUUGAAUAAACCUAGCGAAAUUGACUUAAAGCCUAGCUGCGACCACUGUUGCUCACGUCACUGCAUCACCUCUACAUCACUUUUGAAAAACGCAGUGCAAGAAAUAGUUCCCUCGACCAUGUCGGGAAACCCCGACAAGUAUCACCUCCAUCGUCUCAUCUUCAAAAAUGAGACAGAAGCACUCCGCACCUAUCUCUCUUCAUACCCAUCAACCACUCCAUGUCCCCUCUUUACAGAAACCUGCCGCGGACAAACUCCAUUAACUCUCGCGAUAUCUCUCGGGCGAAAAGAAUGCGUCAAGAUCCUUCUUGAUGCCGGUGCAUCCACACUAUUCAAGAACAUGGACGGAUGGACUCCGUUUCAAGAAGCUACCAGCUAUGGCGAUCGAGAGGUUAUGGAAUGGGUUUACAGAACUCGGCGGAGGGAGCUGGCGUUCUGGUUCAAAUCCAAAGGCGGAGAGCUGUUGAGGGCACUGUCAAAGGAUCUGAAGGACUUCUAUCUCGAGAUGCACUGGUCGUUUAAAUCUAUCAUCCCUUUUGUGAGCUCCAUUUGUCCCUCGGAUACAUACAAGGUUUUCAAAAAGGGAAAGUCGAUUCGAAUCGACACGACGCUUGUCGGCUUUGAAAGCUUGUCAUGGGUCCGUGGUGAUAUUUCCAUCAUCUUCACCGAAGAGAAAGAUGGACCACAAUUGGUUAUUUGUGACCAUCAACGCCGCGUUGUUCAGCUAGUAUGGCCAAGGGACUUUUCGAUCGGCGCCAAGGAGGUGGAAGAAGAAAUAUCAAUCAGUCUAAACACAAAGAUGGUUGCGGCACCCGAAUUUGACUUUUCAUCUUUCAGUCUCUCUAGAACACAAAGUGGAUUCUGGACGUUUAAGGUGGACCGUAACGAGCGAGUUGGUCCAUGGGAAACACAUGUAUGGUCCGUUGAUGCCUUGGAAUGUGUAAACAAAACGCGAACAGAGCAUUUGAAAGCCAACCCAUUACCACCGACCAAAGAGGAUAACCCUCUUCCAGAGGGGGAGGAAGAAGAGGAGGAGGAUGAAGACGAGAAGAUCCGCAAGUACGAAGCGGGCGAGUGGAAUGAACCAGAAGAAUUGGCCAAAGCCAAGAAGGCUUUCCGGGAACUUGCCCGUUUCAGACCAACGUUAGACCCUCCCCCGACCCCGGAAGUCACAUAUGAACAGUUCUUUUCACAAGGACAAGAGAAAGAGUACCUACAUGUAGGUCGACCUCAAAUAUUAGAAAAGACUUCCAGAAACUACAAAGCGACAUUAUGGAUGUACGAGGGCGGAGAGGAGACACCAAUGGCAGAGGGAGCCGAAAAGGAAAUUAUAGAAAAAGAUACGGCCGCUGCAGCCGCGUAUUCAUCAUUCCCAACGAUUGUUCAAGCCACUCCAACACCACCACCGUCAUUGCAAUCUGAUGAGUUUCCAAUCAAAGUCGAAACCCUAUUCCCAUUGCUAGAGUUAAUCGGAAUGGGAACAAACGAGCACAUUCGAUCUCUAAAAGAGUUUUUUGGUGUGCAACUCCCGCCGGGAUUUCCAGUCCAGAUUGAGAUACCCAUCGGUCUGUUACCGUUGAGUGCCGUCAUCACCUUUCAAAACAUCAGCACGACAUAUCCAAUAGAUCAAAGUAUGUUUGCGAUACCCGGCAAGAAAGAAGGUUAUAGGAUGGGAGAGGUAGUCAAGGGCAGCGAUAGACACUGAUGCUUUGAUCUAAGUUUUAUUGGGUUAUCGAAUCGCAAUUCUCUUCUUUUUUAUUCUUAAGUUGUUAAUCAAAUUUAGUGUAGUAGUACUUUGUCCUACUUAGAUGUUACGAAUAAAUGCUGUAGUGAAAUGA
This is a messenger RNA of Spizellomyces punctatus DAOM BR117, 1888 nucleotides long. RefSeq lists its product as uncharacterized. The coding region runs from base 169 to 1755 and encodes 528 amino acids. The record is from RefSeq and is a predicted model, not a curated record. The transcript is spliced from 9 exons. Gene Ontology annotation, molecular function: protein binding. Lineage: Eukaryota; Fungi; Chytridiomycota; Chytridiomycetes; Spizellomycetales; Spizellomycetaceae. Gene Ontology annotation, cellular component: cytoplasm.